Messenger RNA from Gigantopelta aegis, 2794 nucleotides. RefSeq lists its product as uncharacterized. Gene Ontology annotation, biological process: chemical synaptic transmission; signal transduction; regulation of membrane potential. The transcript is spliced from 7 exons. The record is from RefSeq and is a predicted model, not a curated record. NCBI's taxonomy places the organism in Eukaryota, Metazoa, Mollusca, Gastropoda, Neomphalida, Peltospiridae. Bases 1 to 2577 code for a protein of 858 amino acids. Gene Ontology annotation, cellular component: neuron projection; postsynaptic membrane; synapse. Gene Ontology annotation, molecular function: transmembrane signaling receptor activity; acetylcholine-gated monoatomic cation-selective channel activity.
AUGAGUUAUAUAGCGUUGUGUAUCAGUGGUCACGUGCCCGACGAACAGCUGCUGUUCGAGUACCUGCUGAGGAACCACGAGAAGUCGGUUCGUCCCGUCGUCAAUUCCUCCACCGUGGUGCUCGUCAAGUUCGCCCUGCGUCUCAAUCAGAUCAUUGACCUAAAUGAACGGAAACAGGUGUUGACAACCGAUCUGUUUAUUGACCAGGAAUGGACGGACGAGAACCUCAAAUGGGCACCAGAGGACUUCAAUGGUAUUAGGUCACUGAGAGUGUCAGCUAACGAAAUCUGGAGACCGGACACUUUGAUCUACAACAACGCUGACGAAUCCACAUCUGGGUUUCUUGUCGGCAAAUAUGUUCUCAUCCACCACGACGGCUCCAUCUUCUGGCCCGUGCCGCUCAAACUGAAGAGCUCCUGCAAGGUGAACAUCGUUCUGUUUCCCUUCGACGAGCAGAAGUGUUCCGUCCUGUUCGGUUCGUUCGCCUACGACGAGCGGUGGGUGGACUACGUCACCAUGCGCAACAGCACCGUCGUCGAGAUGGAUUACUACAUCCGGAACACGGAGUGGCAGCUGCACACCGUUACCCUGGAGAAGUGUAUCACUGCGCGGGACGGCUGCUCCGAGCCCAAGGCGAGCAUCUCGCUGCGACUGCGGCUGCGCCGGAACACGUUCUACUACAUGGCCAACAUCAUCGUGCCGUGCAUCAUGCUGUCGGUGUUGAUGCUGUUCACGUUCUGGCUGCCGCCCACGUCGACGGAGAAGAUCCCCAUGGGGCUGUCCGUGUUCCUCACGUUCUUCAUGUUCAUGCUGCUCGUCGCCGAGGAGGUUCCCGCCACGUCGGAGGAGGUUCCGCUGAUAGGAAUCUACCUGUGCGUUGUCAUGGCGAUGACGUCAAUGUCCGUCAUCCUCGGGGUGAUCAUCAUCAACAUCUACAACCGCGGCAUGAAGAUGAGAAGGGCGCCAUCUUGGGUUCGGCGUCUGAUUCUGGAGCGUAUCUCGAGACUCGUGUGGAUGGGGUGCGACAUCGAGGUCCUCGCGGCAACCAUCCGACUAGACGAUCGUUUUCGAGAUUUCGUGCUGAGAAAAGAUGCUAGCCCGGAGACUGAAGAAACGUUAGAACCAACACAAGAUAACAGUCAGUCGGUGAGAAUCGAUCGUGCUGCAGCUAGAGGGUGCACCACCGUGACCACUCGAGCAGACGUGCAUUGUAAGACUUCAGUGUCAGAUUCCAGGCAGCUGGAACUAGUCAGAACCGUGUUCGAAGAUACACUAGUGGCAGCAGACACCCACGCCCAUUCAGACGACCGGGAACGCGAACUCGAAGAAUCAGGAACAGAGGAUAAAAGUAAAGUAGACAAAGCAACAACAGACGCCAAAGUAAGAACAGACACACCAGGAAGUGAUGUCAAGGCAACAACAGACGCCAAAGUAAGAACAGACACACCAGGAAGUGAUGUCAAGGCAACAACAGACGCCAAAGUAAGAACAAACACACCAGGAAGUGAUGUCAAGGCAAUAACAGACGCCAAAGUAAGAACAGACAUAUCAGAAAGUGAUGUCAAGGCAACAACAGACGCCAAAGGAAGAACAGACACACCAGAAAGUGAUGCCAAGGCAACAACAGACGCCAAACUAAGAACAGAUAAACCAGGAAGUCAUGACAAGGCAACAACAGACAUCACAGUAAGAACAGACGCACCUGGAAGUGAUGUCAAGGCAACAACAGACGUCAAAAUAAGAACAGACACACCAGGAAGUCAUGACAAGGCAACAGCAGACGCCAAAGUAAGAACAGACACACCAGGAAGUGAUGUCAAGGAAACAACAGACGUCAAAGUAAGAACAGAUGCACCAGGAUGUCACGACAAGGCAACAACAGACGUCAAAGAAAGAACAUACGCACCUGGAAGUAAUGCCAAGGCAAGAACAGACGUCAAAAUAAGAACAGACACACCAGGAAGUGAUGUCAUGGAAACAACAGAGGUCAAAGUAAGAAGAGACUCAACAAGAAAAAGAGACGAUAAUGCAACACCAGACAACACAAUGGCAAUCGCCGGGCAAAUGCGAUCAGACGCUAAAGCAACAACUGAAGAAAAUGCAGAAAUGGGCGAUGAAGCUAAAACGGACGGCAUAACUGAAAUUGAGAACAAGACAAGAACAGAAGGGGUAACAACAGGUGAAAAGGCAACUGAAGACGAAACAGCAACAUUCAGUAAAGCAGCAAAAGACAAAAGAACAACAGGCAAAAAAGCAACAACAGGAACUGCAUUGUCGACAGACAAGCACACAGCAAAUGAGAGAACAACCGAUGGUGAUACACAAACUGACUUAAAACUAGAUGACGCUGGUGACGUCACUGAAAUCACACCUGGGGCUGCGCCGAGUUCUGGUGACGUCAUACGUGAAUCGACGUAUCGAUGCUGGACGUGGGAGAACCAGUCGAAGAGAUUGAUCGUCGCCGAAUGGCAACAAAUGGCAGCCGUGAUGGAUCGAUUCCUCUUCUGGGCAUCGUUGUGUUUGACUUUCAUAGCUUAUUUCACUAUCCUUGUCGUCAUACCGCUACAGUACAGGUAGACAAACAGUUUGACUUUCAUAGCGUGUUUUUCGAUUAUAUUCGUCAUACCACUACAGUACCGAUAGAUAAAGAAAUAGAGAUUGUGAGCUAUUAAAAACUGUAGUUGUCUUUGUAUUUUGUAUAAGUAAAUGAUGUUAUAAUAUUACUUGAGAUUGUGCAUUUAUUAAAAUAGUAGGGGCAGGACAUAGCUCAGUGGUACAGCGCUCGCUCGAUGCG